AGGCAAUUUGAGCUUAUGAUUCGAUUAUCAACUAAUGAACAUCCAAAGUAUAUUGUCAUUUGCACAAUUUUUUGCCUCCUUUUCUUUUCUGUAUUGUUUUUUAUCAUUAUUUCUUUCUUUCUUUCUCUCUUUUGUUUGUUUAUUUAUUUUGCUUCUAUAACAACAACGAGGCUGGUCCUAUUUCUUUUUCUUUUCAUCAAGAAUUCAUGUAACUUUCUUUAUACACGUUUGAAUUAUGUUACCAUUAUCCAUGUCCGCAGAAGCUUCAAUGAAAGCACUCAUGAAUGAAGCUUCGCAGUGUCUAAACUCUGGAAAACUAAAGGUAGUCUGUGCUAAAAGCAAGGAGAUAAUGACAAUUCUUUAGCAAUCUUAUGAACUAUACAUUAAAGCAUUACUAUCAGCAGUUAAAGAAUUCAAGCAAUUAGAAUUCAUCAAUCAAUAUGCAAAAAAGAACAAUUUGUCU
Gilbertella persicaria is the source of this 463-nucleotide messenger RNA. RefSeq lists its product as uncharacterized. The record is from RefSeq and is a predicted model, not a curated record. The coding region runs from base 16 to 288 and encodes 90 amino acids. Lineage: Eukaryota; Fungi; Mucoromycota; Mucoromycetes; Mucorales; Choanephoraceae. The transcript is spliced from 2 exons.